Molecule: messenger RNA, 1201 nt
Organism: Phyllopteryx taeniolatus (common seadragon)
Lineage: Eukaryota; Metazoa; Chordata; Actinopteri; Syngnathiformes; Syngnathidae
Gene: anapc10
Product: anaphase promoting complex subunit 10
Exons: 4
Coding region: 447-1079 (210 amino acids)
Biological process (GO): protein K11-linked ubiquitination; anaphase-promoting complex-dependent catabolic process
Cellular component (GO): anaphase-promoting complex
Source: RefSeq, a predicted model, not a curated record
AAACACGGGACAAGGCAACGUCGCCGCCAUAUUGAAUGUGUACGUUUGAAGGAUUUGGCUUUUCGUGGAAAAUAUCAUCACGCUCAUGUAUGAUACGUUUUAAAAAGGCUCCCCAUUUAUGUAGCCACAAAGAGACAACAAGCAUUCACACUGUCGCGCUCAUUUUGGGGGGUUAUCUUAUCGUUCAGCUGUUCUCCACUCGUUCGGCGGGUGGCGGUAAUGCGUCUGGAGGCUGCUUGAAACGUCAACCGCAAGGGAAGAAGCAGCAGCAGCAGCAGCAGCAGCAGAAGAAACUCCGCCUCACGUCAUUUGUGUUUAAUUGGAUCGCAGUACAGGAAUUUCGGAACGUUUCCACACCAAAUGUUGUUUAUUCGUAGCAGGGGCAUGUCGUAAACUGCGGCCAAGUCGUUAACGUGGAUAGUAGGACUCCUGUAUGAGUCAAGACGAUGGCCACGCCGACCAAGACGCCGCCCGGGGCAGACCCGAAGCAGCUGGAACGGACCGGCACCGUUCGGGAGAUCGGCUCACAGGCGGUGUGGUCGCUGUCCUCCUGCAAACCAGGUUUUGGCGUGGACCAGUUGAGGGACGACAACCUGGAGACAUACUGGCAAUCGGACGGAUCCCAACCGCAUCUGGUCAACAUCCAGUUUAGGUACGAGGUACGCUCGGGGACGCCGUGUCCCUUUUGUGCACCAGCUUUUUUUCUUCUCACGGCUGCAUCCAGGAGGAGGACCACGGUGAAGAUGUUGUGCAUUUACGCCGACUACAAGUCGGACGAGAGCUACACGCCGAGCAAGAUCUCCGUCAGAGUGGGGAACAACUUUCAUGACUUGCAUGAAGUCAGGCAGUUGGAGAUGGUGGAGCCCAGCGGCUGGAUCCACGUGUCGCUCCUGAACCAGCGGACCAACGAGCCCGUCCGGACGUUCAUGAUCCAGAUCGCCGUGCUGGCCAACCACCAGAACGGCCGAGACACGCACAUGCGGCAGAUCAAAGUGUACACGCCGGUGCAGGAAAGCUCCGUGGGGAAGUUCCCACCGUGCACCACCGUGGACUUCAUGAUGUACCGAACCAUCAGGUGAUCGGCGAGCCGUCACCUUCCGUGACUUCGAGGCCUUUAAUUAGCUCGAUUUGGUUUGUAUUUACUUUGAAUUGUUUGCCAGAGCUGCGAAUGUGCCUCAUCCCAAUAAACCUUUUCCUCCUC